AUGGUGCGCGAGGCCGCGUUCGCUCUGCUGCUGCUGGCCACAGCCACCUCACACAAGCACGACCCACCCCUGAUCCUUACGAGCCUGGAUCGUGAUACUUCUAACAUGUCUGUCAUGCUAGUGGACAUCGCAUAUCACGACUCUGAAGAACAUUACACUAUAUUGGAUAAAUCUUAUCGCAACAAACGUGAAUCGCACUCGCUUAUAGGUACUUUCGAUAUAUCAAAACUUUUUAAAAAGAGUAAUCGUAUCAAGCAAGAAGAGGCACAGCCCAGCGCGUCUUCACUGCGGUCUAAAGAUAUACACACCACUCUCGGUGAAGCGAUUGCACUCUCUGCAAGUAAAGAUACCAUCGAGCCAGAUCAUAUAUUUUAUACGAACGAAACAACAAUCACCACUGAGAGAACAACGACCACUCCUCAAACCAUACGCAGUACAGUUGUAAGCGAGACCUACUAUACGGCAAAUAAUAAAGUAACCGAUAAGCCGGCCCAAACAAGUAGUGUACAGAAUAAACCGAAAACAAGAAAUAAGGAAUCGAGAAAAUCUAAGAGCGUCGCGAACACUAAAAUAAAAACUAAAAAUAACUCUAAAGGAAAUGAUCAAAGCAAACGUCGAGAAACGCGAGUCAUUAACAAGAAGAAAGCCGAAAACGACAGCAUAUGGCCCGUGAAGCACGCUGCGGUCUUAGAGGGAGACAUCGUACUCGGCGGCCUGAUGAUGGUGCACGGAAGAGCCAGUGGUAAUAGCGGAGGCAGCGUGGCGCGCUGUGGCCCGCUGAUGCCGCAGGGUGGCGUGCAGGCCCUCGAGGCGAUGCUGUUCGCACUCGACGAAGCGGAGCGUGCCGGCCUCGCAGUGCCGGGCGUCAAACUUGGAGCACUAGUACUGGACGACUGCGACAGCGACACACGCGGCCUUGAAAUGGCACUCGACUUUAUUAAAGGCUCGAUCAGCAACAUAGAUGACGAAGAAUAUGCCUGCAAUGCAACAGCAGUACGUAAGGUAAUUUCGGGAGUAGUGGGCGCCGCCUCCUCCGUCACGUCGGUACAAGUCGCCAAUCUCUUACGCCUGUUUAAGAUCCCUCAGGUCUCUUUCUUCUCGACGUCUCCAGAACUUUCGAACAAGGCGCGGUUCGAAUACUUCACUCGAACAAUACCUUCGGACCUCCACCAAGUGCGAGCUAUGGUUGAAAUUGUCAAAAAAUUCGGAUGGCGCUAUGUAUCUAUCAUCUAUGAGGAAUCCAACUAUGGGAUAAAGGCAUUUGAAGAAUUAGAAACUCUUCUCUUGCGCGAUGAUAUCUGCAUAGCGGUCAAAGAGAGGCUUGCAAAGGAUUCCGGUGCAGCGGACGAAAAUGCAUACGAUGCUAUAGUUGAACGCUUGCUGUCACGGCCACGUGCUCGAGGUGUUAUUGUAUUCGGGUCAGAUCAAGAAGUUGCAGGAGUGAUGGCGGCAGUUCGACGUAGAGGAGCCGCGCAGACCUUCAGUUGGGUUGGGUCGGACGGAUGGAGCGCGCGGGCACUCGUGGCGGCGGGCAACGAACCAGUCGUCGAAGGCACCAUUAGCGUACAACCUCAGGCUAAUCCUGUUCGAGGCUUUCGCGAAUACUUCUUCACUCUAACGCCACAAAAUAAUUUCAGAAACCCCUGGUUUGUCGAAUUUUGGGAGGAACAGUUCCGAUGUCGCUACGCGGGAAGCCCGCGAUCGAAGAAUAAUGCGAAGUACCUCCCCUGUACGGGACGCGAGAGACUCUCUGCUGAAAACACAGAAUUUGAAGCGCAGCUGCAGUUCGUUGCCGAUGCCGUCUGGGCGUUCGUGUUCGCUAUUCGGGACAUGCAUCGGGAUGUGUGCGGCGGUAAGCCUGGCCUAUGCGAGGCUAUGAGACCGGUGAGCGGGCCGACUCUUUUGCGAUAUCUUCGACAAGUGCGCUUCAUAGGGCUCAGUGGUGAUGAGUUCCAUUUCGACGCCCACGGUGAUGGUCCCGCGCGCUACAACAUCUUACACUUUAAGCAAGUGACGCGUGGAGUGUACCGAUGGAUCCGAGUGGGUCGCUAUCUCGAUGGUGAAUUGCAACUUGACAUGGACGAGAUUCAGUUCAAAUGGGAAGAACCUCAUCACCCUGAGUCGGUGUGUAGUGCCGAGUGCGAGCUGGGCCAAGCUAAGCAAUACGUCGAAGGGGAGAGCUGCUGCUGGCAUUGCUUCAACUGCACGCAGUAUGAGAUACGGUCUCCGGUAUCAGAGACGGCUUGCAUGGAGUGUGCGCGGGGCACCUUGCCUGAUUCGAGGCGCAUGCAGUGCGCGCCGGUGCCGGAACUGUACCUCCAACCCACAUCUCCGGCAGCUAUCGGAGCAAUGACAUUUUCAGCUCUGGGCAUCUUGCUUACGAUGUUGGUAGGUGGCGUUUGGGUCGCGCGGAGCAGCACGCCGGUGGUCCGUGCGAGCGGGCGCGAGCUGUCUUUCGUCCUGCUCGCUGGCAUCCUCAUGUGCUACCUCGUUACGUUCGCCCUCGUGCUAAGACCGACUGACUUCCUCUGUUCUCUUCAACGAUUUUGCACGGGGUUUUGCUUCACUGUUAUAUAUGCCGCUCUUUUAACGAAAACAAACAGAAUAGCACGUAUCUUUGAUGCAAGCAAGCACUCUGCUCGAAGACCCUCGCUCAUAUCUCCGAAGUCUCAACUUCUCAUUUGUUCAAUUUUAGUAUCAAUACAGAUUGUAAUCGUGGUAGUGUGGCAACUGGCUUCGCCGGCGCGCGCCAUCCACCACUACCCGACGCGCGAGGACAACAUGCUCGUGUGUGACUCCUACGUGGACGCGUCCUACACCAUCGCCUUCUUCUAUCCGGUAGUACUUAUCGUCAUCUGUACUGUAUACGCCGUGCUCACGCGAAAAAUACCGGAAGCUUUCAAUGAAAGUAAACAUAUAGGUUUCACUAUGUAUACGACGUGUGUGAUAUGGCUCGCAUUUGUUCCAUUAUAUUUUGGCACCGCGAGUCACGUUCCAUUGCGAGUCACCAGUAUGGCAGUGACGAUUUCUUUGAGUGCAAGCGUCACCCUAGCAUGCCUCUUUGCACCAAAGAUGUAUAUCAUUUUAAUACGACCGGAACGGAAUGUUCGCGGAAAUCUUAUGCCGUCGCGGUGGCGCAGCGGUCGAGGCGGCCGCGGUGCCGCACCCGGAGCCGUCUGUGCGGCUCUUGUAGGCGCUGCCCCAUUGCCGCGCCCUGCCACUACGCCUUCUACGGAUUUAUCAACACUUGAUGCUACUGAGCCAUCGACGUCCACCGAUAGACAAGUACAAACUGAGGAGUUGAGUCCAACUCAGAACAAUGGUAUGAUUGAACGUAAUGGACUCUGCUUGGACCCGAAGAAAUUGGCGGAGUUGACAGCUGGGUUGCCCGCCUUCGAGGAAGCAAAUGGUGCGGCACUUCGUCGGCGAGCCGCAGCGGAGCCGGCGAUGCGCGUGGCCGUGGCGGUGGUCGGAGCGCGGCCCGCCUUAUAG
This is a messenger RNA of Vanessa atalanta (red admiral), 3492 nucleotides long. RefSeq names its product metabotropic glutamate receptor 2-like. The record is from RefSeq and is a predicted model, not a curated record. Lineage: Eukaryota; Metazoa; Arthropoda; Insecta; Lepidoptera; Nymphalidae. Gene Ontology annotation, biological process: G protein-coupled receptor signaling pathway. The coding region runs from base 1 to 3492 and encodes 1163 amino acids. Gene Ontology annotation, cellular component: membrane. The transcript has 17 exons. Gene Ontology annotation, molecular function: adenylate cyclase inhibiting G protein-coupled glutamate receptor activity.